GGAAAACUCCGUACAUUCAAACCCACCUCAUUCCUCAUCCAAGAAAAGCUUCCACCAAAAUCCUCAGCAAUGGGGGCGCUCACUCUUAGACUACCUUCUCUUUCCUCCCUUUUCAUCCCACCCUGCAUCUCCUCCCGUUCACCGGCAAUUCUCCGCCGCCACCACCGCCGUUUACAACCCACUAUCAGGUUCUCCACUAGAAGCACUGCCGCUUCAACACCCACUUCCACCAAUGACAACUCCAAGUCAAAAUCUCAAGAAAAAGCCAUUACCCCUCGUUCUCAAGACUUCAAUGCUUGGUACCUUGACAUUAUUUCCAAUGCUGAGCUCGCCGAUUAUGGUCCUGUUCGUGGUACUAUGGUUAUUCGCCCUUAUGGUUAUGCUAUUUGGGAAUCCAUCCAGGAGUAUUUGAAUAUUAAGUUCAAGGAAACUGGUCAUAGCAAUAUGUACUUCCCACAGUUGAUACCAUAUUCAUUCAUAGAGAAAGAAGCUAGUCAUGUUGAAGGUUUUAGUCCAGAAUUAGCUGUUGUAACUAUUGGAGGAGGAAAGGAACUCGAAGAAAAACUUGUGGUUCGUCCUACUAGUGAAACUAUAGUAAACCAUAUGUUCACUCAAUGGAUCCAUAGUCAUCGUGAUCUUCCGCUAAUGAUUAACCAGUGGGCAAAUGUCACAAGAUGGGAGAUGCGCACAAAACCAUUUGUGAGGACUCUCGAAUUUCUCUGGCAAGAGGGUCAUACUGCCCAUGCCACUCCAGAAGAGGCAGAGAAAGAGGCCUUGCAGAUGAUUGAUGUCUACAUAAAGUUUGCUUAUGAGCAAGCUGCAAUUCCUGUAAUUGCAGGUCGAAAAUCAAAGGUAGAGACAUUUGCUGGUGCUGAUAGGACCUAUACAAUUGAGGCUAUGAUGGGUGAUAGAAAAGCUCUACAAGCUGGGACUAGCCACAACCUUGGACAGAAUUUCUCACGUGCGUUUAACACACAGUUUACUGAUGAACAUGGCCAAAGGCAACAUGUGUGGCAGACGUCAUGGGCUAUCAGCACACGUUUUGUUGGUGGUAUAAUAAUGACUCAUGGUGAUGAUGCUGGUUUAAUGCUUCCACCAAGGGUUGCUCCCAUACAGGUUGUAAUUGUACCAAUUUGGAAAAAGGAAGAAGAGAAAUCAGGAGUUCUUGAUGCUGCCAUUGCUGCAUAUGAAGUUUUGAAAAGUGCAGGGAUCAAAGUUAAAGUUGACGACUCAGAGCAGAGAACCCCUGGAUGGAAAUUCAACUUUUGGGAAAUGAAGGGAGUUCCUAUAAGAAUGGAAAUUGGUCCACGUGAUGUCUUGAAUAAGAGUGUGGUCAUAUCAAGAAGAGAUAUUCCUGGUAAACAAGGGAAAGUAUUUGGAGUAUCCAUGGAACCAGAUGUUCUGGUGUCUUAUGUAAAGGACAAGUUGGAAGAGAUACAAGCAUCAUUAUUGAGUAUGGCAGUAUCAUUCCGUGAUAGUAACAUUGUUGAUGUGACAUCAUAUAAUGAGCUUAAAGCGGCAAUAUCUGAUGGAAAGUGGGCAAGAGGUCCAUGGUCCGGCAGUGAUAAGGAUGAGUUGAAAGUAAAAGAAGAAACUGGGGCAACCAUUAGAUGUUUCCCUUUUGAACAAUCUCCGGGGACAAAAACUUGCUUGAUGACAGGAAAUCCUGCUGAGGAAGUUGCGAUCUUUGCAAAAUCUUACUAACCUGAUUCCUGAGGCGAACAUGUUACUGCAAAAGGAGUUUCGCUCUUGCGCCAUCUCAAUUUUGGCUGCGGAGUUUUUCAUACGAUUUUUUUUUUCCCAAGAUCCAUACGUUUUAGUAAAGCUAAUGUUCGGGGCUAUAGACACGAUUAGUUCUUUUGUAUCAGUUGGUUGCUCAUAGUUAUAUGUUACUGACUGUACAUUAAUAUUCAUGUAAUGUGCUAAGUGAAGAAUUUAGUAGGUGGGAAAUCUGUAGUAUGCAGUAAUAUAUUCUUUUUGAGGGGAAAGUACGCAAGUGUCGUUCUUUGGUUUCAACUGUAAACUUUUUGGCUAUUCUUGCUUUAAAAUGGAUAUGGAAUUGAAAGAAGUUCUGUGUGCCUA
Spinacia oleracea (spinach) is the source of this 2082-nucleotide messenger RNA. Its product is annotated as proline--tRNA ligase, chloroplastic/mitochondrial. The transcript is spliced from 11 exons. Gene Ontology annotation, biological process: prolyl-tRNA aminoacylation. Gene Ontology annotation, molecular function: proline-tRNA ligase activity; ATP binding. NCBI's taxonomy places the organism in Eukaryota, Viridiplantae, Streptophyta, Magnoliopsida, Caryophyllales, Amaranthaceae. The coding region runs from base 70 to 1704 and encodes 544 amino acids. The record is from RefSeq and is a predicted model, not a curated record. Gene Ontology annotation, cellular component: aminoacyl-tRNA synthetase multienzyme complex; cytoplasm; mitochondrion.